Molecule: messenger RNA, 924 nt
Organism: Oikopleura dioica
Lineage: Eukaryota; Metazoa; Chordata; Appendicularia; Copelata; Oikopleuridae
Source: the annotation of a GenBank genome assembly
AUGCUUGAUGAUUCUGAUAUAGAAGAAAGUGAAAGCAAUGCUUCGCACGGCAAGAAUGACCACAAAGAAGCUGACAGCAAGUUCGUUCAUAGAAGCGAUCUCAAUGUAACAUCAGACGCGAUCCACCCCAGAGUUGUGGUUUACAACCGUGUUCCCAAAUGUGGAAGUCAAACGAUGUCAAUGCUCGUAAAUCAGCUCUCACGUAAAAAUGGAUUUCUUUCAAAAGCAGUCUUCGAAGCUGGUGAAACGCCGGACAGAACAAUAUCACAGCAAAAGUCAUUUAUGAAUGAAUUAAAGAAUUAUGCUAAGGAUCAGCCAGUCAUGUACACUAGACACCAGUAUUUCAUCGACUUCGACCAGUUUGAAUGGGCAGAACCAGUCUAUAUAAAUCUCAUUCGAGAUCCUGUGGAUAGAUUCGCUAGCUUCUAUUAUUUCUCGCGAUUUGGAAACAAACGAGCGCAAGAUGCUGGAAGAUCUAAGCAACAAGUUCCGUCCAACAUUCUCAACGAAAGCAUCGACGACUGCAUUACGGGGAGACGAAGGGAAUGUACAGAACCCAUCUGGCACACAGUACCAUAUAUUUGUGGAAACGAUAGAAGCUGUCUUCAGCGACACGAGUCCUCCGUCCAGCAGGCCAAACAAAAUAUUGACUCAAAAUACGUGGUUGUCGGGAUUUUAGAAGAGCUGAAAGGUUCUCUAGGUGUAUUCGAAAAAGUUUUGCCGGAUUUUUUCGCUGGCGCAGUGAAUCACCUCUCGCAAAUUCGGAACGACACUUAUACCGUCAACAAAAAACAAAUGACUGACGCUGCAAGGGAGUAUCUUGCGAAUGAAACUGCCUUAAAACUAGAAUAUGAUCUUUACAACCACGCAAGAGCGCGACUGUAUGAGCAAAUGCGACGGCUAAACAUCUCCCCGAGCUCAUGA